AUGGUUUCCGUUUCUUGCUCUUGUCCAGUUUCUAGCUUUCGCUCCGUGGAAAUUGGAGCUCGUAUUGUUCAUCCUCUGUCUUUCGCCGGAAAUCAUGUACGAGUCACUUCCGGUACUCUUCGAAUAGGAGAAGGUUGUUGCUUAAACUCCAAUCGCAAAACGCCUCAAAGAUUCGCCAUUUCCGCGGUUGUGGAUGAUAAAAGUGCUGUUGCAGCAAAAGAGAAGAAAGACGAAACGAGUACUGGUACUGAGAAGGCAGUAGAUAGCCACAAAAUGGUCAAAGUUUGCGAUAAGCUCAUUGAGGUAUUCUUGGUGGAUAAGCCCUCACCAACUGAUUGGAGAAGACUAUUAGCUUUCAGCAAAGAAUGGGAAAGCAUCCGGCCCCAUUUCUUCGAGAGGUGUCGAGAACGAGCAGAUUCCGAGGAUGAUAACCCUGAGAUGAAGCACAAGAUUCAUCGGCUUUCAAGAAAGUUAAAGGAGGUCGAUGAAGAUGUUCAAAGGCACAAUGAGCUUCUGAAUGUUAUCAAGAGGACAUCACCAGCUGAAAUUGGUGAACUUGUUGCUAGAAGACGUAAGGAUUUCACGAAUGAGUUCUUCGAGCAUUUGCAUACUGUUGCUGAAUCUUACUAUGACAAUCCUGAUGAGCAAACCGCUCUUGCGUCACUUGGGAAGUUGUGUAUUGCGGCUGUUCAAGCUUAUGACACUUCAACAGAGAGCAUCGAUGCACUUGAAGCUGCGGAAAUGAAGCUGCAAGACAUAAUCAACUCCCCUUCUCUUGAUGCGGCCUGCAGAAAGAUUGAUAGUUUGGCUGAGAAGAAUCAACUUGAUUCGGCGUUGGUUCUUAUGAUCACAAAAGCUUGGUCUGCUGCAAAAGAAUCCAACAUGAUGAAAGAUGAGGUAAAAGACAUAUUGUAUCAUUUGUAUGUAACAGCAAGAGGGAAUCUGCAGAGGCUAAUGCCUAAAGAGGUGAGAAUACUUAAGUAUCUGCUAUCGAUAGAGGAUCCCCAAGAACAGAUGAGCGCUCUACAAGAUGCGUUUACCCCUGGAGAGGAGCUCGAAGGGACUGAUGUAGACUACUUGUACACGACGCCUGAGCAUUUGCAGAGCUUGAUAAAGACGGUGUUGGAGGCGUAUCAUUUCAGUAAAGAAGGGAGUUUAGUGAAGGAAGCAAAGGAUCUUAUGCAUCCUCAGCUCAUUGCCAAAAUGGAAGUACUCAAGAAGAUUGUUGAAAAGAAGUAUAUGUGA
Microthlaspi erraticum is the source of this 1245-nucleotide messenger RNA. NCBI's taxonomy places the organism in Eukaryota, Viridiplantae, Streptophyta, Magnoliopsida, Brassicales, Brassicaceae. The record is from the annotation of a GenBank genome assembly.